AUGUUUAACUUCUCCCUCUCGAGAAGCUAUGGGUCUUCAAAGACAGGGAGGAGAACAAGAACUGGAAGAUCCAAAACCAUAAAAACAAAAAAAACCACGAGAAAGCUCAAUGAUCUGGCCAUUAAAUCUCUUCCAAAAGAAUUGUUGGUCGAUGUUCUUGCUCGGGUUGCCUCCUCUUCCUUUACAGAUCUCUUCAACGCCAAGUUAUGCUGCAGAGAUUUUCUUGGAGCAGCAGAUGAAGAUUAUAUCCUUGAACACGUAUCGAUCAACAGAUUCCCAGUGAUUCCGUGGUUCACAAGGGAUGAAGUCGUCGCCUUCUUAAAUCGCUGCAAGGAUAAUGGAAACCCUGAGGCACUCUACAGACAAGGCCUGGGCAUCCAGUCUUUUUAUUUCAUUCUUGUAAAGAUGGUAAUAGGCACAUUGAUAGUUCAUGCUCUUGAUGAGAAAGUGAGAGCUUAUUACAAUUUGGAGAGGCUUUGGACCGCAGAGACAUCAAACAAAGAACAAACUCAGGAAUUGGAGAAGGCUUUCGUGAAGGUGCGCCGCAAGAAUAACUCUAAAAAACCUGUGCAGUCAAAUGGUUAG
Molecule: messenger RNA, 585 nt
Organism: Ilex paraguariensis (yerba mate)
Lineage: Eukaryota; Viridiplantae; Streptophyta; Magnoliopsida; Aquifoliales; Aquifoliaceae
Source: the annotation of a GenBank genome assembly